Siniperca chuatsi (mandarin fish) is the source of this 2086-nucleotide messenger RNA. RefSeq names its product CLN6 transmembrane ER protein a (gene cln6a). The record is from RefSeq and is a predicted model, not a curated record. The transcript has 7 exons. Bases 205 to 1116 code for a protein of 303 amino acids. NCBI's taxonomy places the organism in Eukaryota, Metazoa, Chordata, Actinopteri, Centrarchiformes, Sinipercidae.
UGCAAUGUGAUUGGUGGAUUAGGCGGAAGGGCGGGAACAAGGCGGCAACAAGGCGGCAACAAGGCGGCAACUAGGAAGUGAAGAUGAGUUUUGACAGAAAGAUGUGUACUGUAGUUUAAUCCCGUUAACUUUCCAUCGAUUGGACCACGGAACGGUCAGGGAGUACCGUUAGCUAGACCAACGAUAGCUAGCACGGAACCAAAAAUGGAGACUGCACGAAAACGUCGAGGCACCGAUUUACACACAACACAAACUAGCACUCCUGGUGGAUUGAAGGAAAAUGUGCCACAGAAGAAAAUGAAGCACUUCCACUUUGACCUGUGGUUCUGUCUGACUCUGCAGAACUGGAUACUGGACUUUGGAAGGCCUAUUGUCAUGAUCAUCCUUCCUCUGGAGUGGUUUCCCCUGAACAAGCCCAGUGCUGGAGACUAUUUCCACAUGGCCUACAAUGUCAUAACACCAUUCCUAAUGCUCAAGCUGAUUGAGCGCAGUCCCAGGGUGCUGCCUCGCUCAGCGGUCUACCUCUGCUUCAUCACUUUUGUCAUGGGAGCCAGCAUCCACCUGGUGGGAGACUCCAUCAACCACCGGCUCAUCCUGAGCGGCUACCAGCUUCAUCUGUCAGUCAGAGAGAACCCCAUCAUUAAAGACCUCCAACCUGCCUCACUGAUUGACUCCUUUGAGCUGCUGUAUUAUUAUGAUGAGCAGCUGGGACACUUAAUGUGGUAUAUUCCUUUCUUCAUCAUUCUGUUCAUCUACUUCACCGGCUGCUUCACCAAGGCCAAAGAACAGAAAAAGAUUCCUGUCUCUGGUUGGCUGUUGCUGGGACCCAGCGCCCUCUACUAUUGGUACUUGGUCACUGAGGGACAGAUCACUGAACUUUUCCUCCUCACCUUCCUUGCCAUGGUUGCUGUAGUGAUACAUCAACAGCGUAAAGGCCUCAGCCUAGACAGCAAUGGCCUGUUCCUGUUCUGUAGUUUCAGUGUUACUGUGCUCCUGGUGGCACUGUGGGUGGUCUAUCUGUGGAACGACCCUGUGCUACGCAACAAGUACCCCGGACUCAUUUAUGUGCCAGAACCCUGGUCCUACUACAUGUUACAUAUCAAGAAGAACCACUGAAUUACAUCUGUCCAGGUCUGUAUACCUCUGCGUUUGAAGAAAAAAUAUCUCUGCAUAUGCAUAUCUUUUUGUUCUUCAGCAGAUUUCCUGUGACAGAGUUAGUGGCUGCACUCGGGCACCGAUGACGUCACGCUCGAUGAAGUUUGUUGAUGUUCACCAAGCUCACUGUUAAACACAAGGUUCCACUGGCUUCAGCCAUAUAUUCAGAAGGGGAUCUGUCUCCUCUGUCCUCUGUCUAUUUCUAUAUUGAGAAACACCGACUUGAACAGGUUGGAAUUGUGAUGUUUUGCGAAAUGUUGCCCUGUUUUUCUGACUUUGCACAUGCGCUCAGAUCUCUCAAAACAGCUUGGAUCUUAUGACAUGAGAUCUGAGACUAUGAUAGAUAUGAUGCAUUAGGCCAGCACUGUCUAUCAUGUGCAUAUGACAUACAACAGGUUAGCAGGAACUGAGCUAUGUGUUUCAAAUAGCUCAGUUGCAUGUUUUGUAAUCAUUACCUACUUACUAAACUAAACUUACUAAAUGGAGGACUGUUUCAAAGCUUUUUUUUUUUUUAAGAAUAAAUUCUCUCAGGUAUUUAAAGGGACAGCAUACUGUUCUUAUUGCAUUAUUUCUGACACGAUGUGUGUAAGUAAUGUACAAUAUUAGUGUUCACAAUGGAGUCUAUUGUACAGAUUUUACAUUAUUCAAAAGGAAUUCAAGGAAACACGAGCAGACGACUUUUAAGAUACAAAGGAAAGCUCAUUUUUUAUAAAAGCAGAAUUUAACUGAUCAUUUGUUACUUUGCUGAUUGUUUUCACAUGUUGAAUGGACGUCUGCCUUUAGAGUUAUUGUUCUUACUGUAAUAUUGUGAUUGUUACUGUUUUGUACAGUAUUAUUUGUUUGCUUAAGAUCGCUUUGUUGCUUGUAAAAUACAGUUUACUUACUGGUUAGAUUUUACGUAUGUUCAUCUUAAUUAAAAUGUUGAAAUUGA